GACGUGUACAUAAAACUGUGUGAGUGAAUGUGGAUUCAUUCACAUGUAACGGUGAUAUUUGAGUAAUAUUUCAAAACAGCGCGUCGCUCAUAAGUUACAAAAUGACAACCGUGGAGGAGCUGAAGCUACGAAUUCGCGAACUGGAAAACGAACUAAUAAAGUGCAGGCAGAAAUGCAACGCUGAAGAUGCCGGCAGUCAUGCGCUUCUCAGACCAAAGAUUGAGAAAAUGAGUGCUGAGGUUGUGGAUUCAAAUCCGUACAGUCGUUUAAUGGCUUUAAAACGAAUGGGCAUCGUGGAGGACUAUGAGAAAAUCCGCACAUUUGCUGUAGCGGUAGUAGGAGUGGGUGGAGUCGGUAGCGUCACUGCGGAAAUGCUCACAAGAUGUGGCAUUGGUAAGUUGCUGCUGUUUGACUAUGAUAAAGUGGAGUUGGCAAACAUGAACCGGCUCUUCUUCCAGCCGCACCAAGCGGGACUCAGUAAAGUUGAAGCAGCAGAACACACACUGAGGAACAUCAACCCAGAUGUGGUGUUUGAGACUCAUAAUUAUAACAUCACCACCAUGGACAAUUUCACCCAUUUCAUGGACCGCAUAAGUCACGGGGGCCUUGAGGUGGGGAAGCCUGUUGAUCUGGUGUUAAGCUGUGUUGAUAACUUUGAAGCGCGGAUGGCCAUUAACACAGCCUGUAACGAGCUAGGUCAGAUCUGGAUGGAGUCUGGAGUCAGUGAGAAUGCUGUGUCAGGACAUAUACAAUUAAUCAUUCCCGGGGAGACAGCCUGCUUUGCCUGUGCUCCUCCUCUGGUGGUUGCGGCAAACAUCGACGAGAAGACCCUGAAGAGGGAGGGCGUGUGUGCGGCCAGCCUGCCCACCACGAUGGGCGUGGUUGCUGGCAUCCUCGUGCAAAACGUCCUCAAGUACCUGCUGGGCUUUGGAACCGUCAGCCGUUAUCUGGGCUAUAAUGCAAUGCAGGAUUUCUUUCCCACGAUGAGUAUGAAAGCCAACCCUCAUUGUGAUGACAAACACUGCAGACGACAACAGGAGGAGUACAAGAGAAAAGAGGCAGAGAGACCAAAAGAGGAAGUUGUGGUGGAAGAAGAGGAAGUUGUACACGAGGACAAUGAAUGGGGCAUAGAGCUGGUGUCAGAGGUGACGGAGGCGGAGCUUCAGGCGGCGUCAGGCCCAGUGCCAGAUUUGCCUGAGGGCAUUUCUGUAGCUUACACCAUCCCUGACAAGGAGGGAGCUGUGCCUACAGGAGAGUCUGUGGAGGAGACAGACCAGAGUCUAGAAGAACUAAUGGCUCAGAUGAGAAAGAUGUAGAGGAACACACACACACACAAACCACUCAUCAAACAUCAACACUUCACGCAUCAUAUGUUCAGAGCACUUUCCCUUCACCAUUCAUCAGUCUACUGUCAGAGAGGUGUACAGUGUUCCGUUCUCUUCUCUCUCUCACACACACACACACACACAC
Chanos chanos (milkfish) is the source of this 1470-nucleotide messenger RNA. RefSeq names its product ubiquitin-like modifier activating enzyme 5 (gene uba5). The transcript has 12 exons. Bases 102 to 1316 code for a protein of 404 amino acids. NCBI's taxonomy places the organism in Eukaryota, Metazoa, Chordata, Actinopteri, Gonorynchiformes, Chanidae. Gene Ontology annotation, cellular component: cytosol; cytoplasm. The record is from RefSeq and is a predicted model, not a curated record. Gene Ontology annotation, biological process: protein ufmylation. Gene Ontology annotation, molecular function: UFM1 activating enzyme activity.